Carlito syrichta (Philippine tarsier) is the source of this 3810-nucleotide messenger RNA. It is a transcript of the gene CRY2, whose product is annotated as cryptochrome circadian clock 2. The coding region runs from base 188 to 1573 and encodes 461 amino acids. The record is from RefSeq and is a predicted model, not a curated record. Gene Ontology annotation, molecular function: FAD binding; DNA binding. Gene Ontology annotation, biological process: negative regulation of DNA-templated transcription; circadian regulation of gene expression; entrainment of circadian clock by photoperiod. The transcript is spliced from 11 exons. Lineage: Eukaryota; Metazoa; Chordata; Mammalia; Primates; Tarsiidae. Gene Ontology annotation, cellular component: cytoplasm; nucleus.
CCGCAGGUUCCUACUUCAGUCUCUGGAAGAUUUGGACACAAGCUUAAGGAAACUGAACUCCCGCCUGUUUGUAGUUCGGGGACAGCCUGCCGAUGUGUUCCCAAGGCUGUUCAAGGAAUGGGGGGUGACCCGCCUGACCUUUGAAUAUGACUCCGAACCCUUUGGGAAAGAGCGUGAUGCAGCCAUCAUGAAGAUGGCCAAGGAGGCUGGUGUGGAGGUGGUGACUGAGAACUCUCAUACCCUGUACGACCUGGACAGGAUCAUUGAGCUAAAUGGGCAGAAGCCACCCCUCACCUACAAGCGCUUUCAGGCCAUCAUCAGCCGCAUGGAGCUGCCCAAGAAGCCUGUGGGCUCAGUGACCAGCCAGCAGAUGGAGAGCUGCAGAGCCGAGAUCCAGGAGAACCACGAUGAAACCUAUGGCGUGCCCUCCCUGGAGGAGCUGGGGUUCCCCACGGAAGGACUUGGCCCAGCUGUCUGGCAAGGAGGAGAGACAGAAGCUCUGGCCCGCCUGGAUAAACACUUGGAACGGAAGGCCUGGGUUGCCAACUACGAGAGGCCCCGAAUGAAUGCCAACUCCCUGCUGGCCAGCCCCACAGGCCUCAGCCCCUACCUGCGCUUUGGUUGCCUGUCCUGCCGCCUCUUCUACUACCGCCUGUGGGACCUCUAUAAAAAGGUGAAGCGGAACAGCACACCCCCGCUCUCCCUAUUUGGGCAACUCCUGUGGCGAGAGUUCUUCUACGCGGCAGCCACCAACAACCCCAGGUUUGACCGCAUGGAGGGGAACCCCAUCUGCAUCCAGAUCCCCUGGGACCGCAACCCUGAGGCCUUGGCCAAGUGGGCCGAGGGCAAGACAGGCUUCCCUUGGAUUGAUGCCAUCAUGACCCAACUGAGGCAGGAGGGCUGGAUCCACCACCUGGCCCGGCACGCUGUGGCCUGCUUCCUCACCCGCGGGGACCUCUGGGUCAGCUGGGAGAGCGGGGUUCGGGUAUUUGAUGAGCUGCUCCUGGAUGCAGAUUUCAGUGUGAAUGCAGGCAGCUGGAUGUGGCUGUCCUGCAGUGCUUUCUUCCAGCAGUUCUUUCACUGCUACUGCCCUGUGGGCUUUGGCCGCCGCACAGACCCCAGCGGAGACUACGUCAGGCGAUACCUGCCCAGAUUGAAAGGGUUUCCCUCUCGGUACAUCUAUGAGCCCUGGAAUGCCCCAGAGUCUGUUCAGAAGGCAGCCAAGUGCAUCAUUGGUGUGGACUACCCGCGGCCCAUCGUCAACCACGCCGAGACCAGCCGGCUCAACAUUGAACGAAUGAAGCAGAUUUAUCAGCAGCUGUCACGCUACCGGGGACUCUGUCUGCUGGCAUCUGUGCCUUCCUGUGUGGAGGACCUCAGUCACCCCGUGGCAGAGCCCAGCUCGAGCCAGGCUGGAAGCAUGAGCAGUACAGGCCCAAGGCCACUGCCCAGUGGCCCAGCGUCCCCCAAACGCAAGCUGGAAGCAGCUGAGGAGCCCCCUGGUGAAGAACUCAGCAAGCGGGCCAGGGUAGCAGAGUUGCCUACCCCCGAGCUGCCAAGCAGGGAUGUCUGAGACCGCAGAGCCCUCGCUCCGUGCACAAAGCCUGGGUGCCCGAGCAGCAGCCGCAGCCGCAGAGCGCAACCUGCAGAGAAGCGGAUCACCAGACAGGCGGAGGGGACGUGUGUGCGUGUGUGCGCGCCUGCCAAGGAGGGAGUGGUGUGCCUGUGUGCGUGUGCGUGUGUCUGUUUACACUCUCGUGGUUCUGACUGUUGCCCAGGCUGGAGGAGCACCUAUAGCACGCUUCACCACGAGCACUGUGUCCUGGUCUCCAGACAAGGCUAGAGGCCGUGGCAGUGACUGCCAGCCGGGACCUGUCCCUGCAAGCCACCUGCCUUGUCUGAAUAGAAUAUAGUGGUCAGACCCAGCUGGGAUUCUGGCAUCGGCCUCCCUCCCUCUUCACGCCAGACUGAGGAACAAGAGGGCGGCCGUCUUGGCCCUUGUCCAAAGCAGGGGCUUCUGGAGGCAGCAGAGUCCCACUGAGUUCCUGCUUUGUGGCCCUGGAGGCUGGGCAGGCUGGAUGCUGUCCAGACUUAGCCACCUGGCCUCACUUUUUUAUUUUAAAAUUCCCUGCCGCUGGGUCCUCCAAACCAUCUCUGGACACCUGGGACCGAGCAUGAGGCUGUAGACAGAUCUGAAAAGUUGCUGCCAGCAUACGGAAGCACACCCUGAUGGUGAGGUGUGUGCCCAGUACUGCGGAUAGGAGCCUAAGACAGCACCUCACCUUUUCAGGGCGAGCCUAAGAUUAGGAAUAGAAGCCCAGCUCUCCCUGUUCCUCCCCACAGCUGAGAGCCAGCCUCAGGACUCACCCGGGAGCUGUGGAGGGACCAGGGUCAGACUCCGUCCCUCCACCAGGAGGAGACCGGCUUCUCAGGGGCAUAAGGCCACCCGGCUCCUCUGGCUGCACCCCAAGGCAGCACAGUGCUGCCAGUGAGGACCACUGACACCCAGCCAGGGAAGCCAUGCUAGUCUUCGUUCUGUCGGCUUCCAGGGCCUGCCCUGAACUGGUCAGCAUCCAGACUGCCAUGUUAGCUGUCCCAGAGGCUGGACUCCAAGGACUCGGGCAGAGGGACUCGGGCAGGGACUGCCAGGGGCAGUUAGCCAAAGUCCGAGCAGAGAUCACUCCAGCACGCCAUCCCUUCCAGAAGCGGUGGGUGGGAGGCUUGACCCAGAGGAGCCAAGCCUUGCAUUCCAGGAGUGACUUGCGCCUCCCACCCCUCCCUCCUACUGUCAAAGGCCGGUGUUGCGAAAGAAGCACUGUGGUCAACUGGAGCAAGUCUUCCUUCCACCCUGUGGCCUGCAUUUGAGCCACAACAUGUGUGUGUGUGUUGUGUAUACGUGCGUGUAUGCAUGUAGCCGGGAGGCCAGUUCCUGUUUGUGUUUUGUCCUCAUGUGUAACAUUAAGCUGGCCUCUGGGCGUUUUCCUUUCUACCUCCCUGUGACCUUUCCUAGCCUCAGAGUUGUGAGCUCCCCUGGCCCCAGCCCUGCCCUCUGUCCUCCGACCACAGCCCUGGGGUCAGGCCCCUGUCUCCUGUCGCUGUCCAGCACGUUGACAGGCUUCUUCCUGAGGUGUCUCAGGCUUCCUCAGCCAGAGAGCUGCCUUUGGAGUCCACCUGUCGUAUGUGUGUCACCCUCGCUAGAAACAUCCCAUAGUCGUGUGGGGAAGCAGGGCCCAGGUGACGGUGUGUGUUCAGGGCACCGGAUUCCCUCAGCCCCUGCCAGGAGGAAGGAGAACCAGGAAGUCACUCCUCUUGCCAGAGGGAGAGCAGCGUGAGCCUGGAGGGGUGAGCCUGAGAAACAGAAGGUCGAGGCUGCAGGCCAGACCAGUGUUCAGGAACUGCACCUUCAGAGGUCGGGAUGAGUCCGUCCCUACCUGUUUGGCGAUGGCUCCCUUCCCUGAGAUCCCGGGUGGCAGGACCACUUCCCCCACUUCUUCACCACCCCGGCCCACUCCCAGGGCGACUACCAGUGCAGUCAGACAGCGCACUCCUGGAGCCAGGAGGGGCAGGUGGGAGAGGGGGUGUCUGGUGGCCUAGAGCUCCACGAUGGUGCCAGACCUCCCUUCCCCUAGCCCAGGUGGCGCCGAGGACUGCCACAGAAGAGCGCCCCAAAUCUUGGCCCAAGGGCCACACAGGGAAAAGAUGGUCGCAGGCAAAAUGCACUUUAUAGAGAUUUUCUGUUGCUGGAAAGGUGUGUUUCUCCCACGGUUUGUGAAUAUUCACUUGUUUUAUAAACGUCUAAUCCUGUCUGAG